AUGCAACAAGUGGUGAUCGGGGUGUUGCUGAAGCUUUUACUGUUUCCGGCGUACCACUCGACUGAUUUCGAUGUUCAUCGCAAUUGGUUGGCUAUAACAAGCAAGUUGCCCAUUUCCGAGUGGUAUUUCGAGGAUACCUCGGAGUGGACGCUGGAUUACCCGCCGUUUUUUGCCUAUUUCGAGUGGAUACUGAGCAAAUUUGUGCCCAAAGUGGUGGAAAACGACGGCUGUUUGGAUAUCGUUGCUCAUGGAAACUACGGGUGGCCCACAGUGGUGUUUCAGCGCACUACGGUGCUUGUUAGUGAGCUGGUUCUUGCAGCAAGUCUGAUUUAUUUCACGCGAUCAAAGGCCCCCCUGAGCUAUAGACAGAAAAUGACGGCGGCGGCUAUUAUUUGGUUCAGUCCCGGUUGGCUGAUUCUUGACCAUAUUCACUUCCAAUACAACGCCAUGAUGUUUGGUUUGCUGGUAAUUUCAAUCACCGCUGUGGCCAACGGCCAAAUGCUCGUUUGUGCGUUCACCUUCGCCAGCCUGCUUUGUUUCAAGCAUAUUUACCUCUAUCUUGCUCCUGCAUACUUUGCUUUUUUACUUAGGGCAUACAUUUUCGAAAACAAUAAGCUCAGUUGGCUGAAUGGUGUGAAAUUAGCUGCCGUGGUUGUGGCUCCUGCGCUGGCAUCAUUUGGGCCGUUUGUCCUGCAAUUACCCCAGGUAUUAUCCCGGCUAUUUCCUUUUAGUCGAGGGCUAACUCACGCAUACUGGGCUCCCAACUUUUGGGCGCUCUACACGUUUGCAGAGCGAGUGUUAGGAGUUGUGCGUCACAACUCUUCGGCCGCGGCCACGCGAGGAAUCGUUGGUCAAAUUGAGUUUGUGAACCUGGCUGAUAUUACGCCACGUAUCACUGCUGUUUUGACUCUGUUUUACCAGGUCUUGAGCGUUAUUCCACUGUUUUUGAAACCAACCUACGACCAGUUCCUGGGAAGUCUUACUCUAUGCGGGUUUGCGUCGUUUUUGUUUGGGUGGCAUGUUCACGAAAAGGCAAUUAUGAUUGUUAUCGUGCCGUUUGCUUUCAUGGCUGUGUCAUCGAGAUCUUAUGCUCUGGCCUUCUCGCCCCUGCUGGUGGCUGGUCACCUCAGUCUUAUGCCUUUGAUCUUCACCCCCAACGAAGCAGUUAUCAAAUACGUCUACACUGCCGUGUACCUGACGGUGGUUUUGAGUGUUUUGCCGGAAAUUGCCCCGGUAAAAGACCAGGCGAACCGAAGAUUCUUUGCCGAACGAUAUGUGUUUAUGUACAACGCACUAUUCGUCUUGCUGAUUCCUGCGCUGGCCAUAUUGCCGGUCAUUGCAAAAAAAUUCGAGUUCGCAAACCUCAUGCUGCUCUCUGUGUACUGUGCCCUGGGUGUAAUGGGAUCGUGGUUGGCGUUAAACACAGUCUACUUUUCUACGGAUCUACUGUCAAAAUAA
Messenger RNA from Wickerhamiella sorbophila, 1458 nucleotides. RefSeq names its product Dolichyl pyrophosphate Glc1Man9GlcNAc2 alpha-1,3-glucosyltransferase. NCBI's taxonomy places the organism in Eukaryota, Fungi, Ascomycota, Dipodascomycetes, Dipodascales, Trichomonascaceae. The record is from RefSeq and is a predicted model, not a curated record. Gene Ontology annotation, cellular component: endoplasmic reticulum membrane. Bases 1 to 1458 code for a protein of 485 amino acids. The transcript has a single exon. Gene Ontology annotation, molecular function: dolichyl pyrophosphate Glc1Man9GlcNAc2 alpha-1,3-glucosyltransferase activity. Gene Ontology annotation, biological process: protein N-linked glycosylation.